Messenger RNA from Leptinotarsa decemlineata (Colorado potato beetle), 775 nucleotides. RefSeq lists its product as uncharacterized. The record is from RefSeq and is a predicted model, not a curated record. Lineage: Eukaryota; Metazoa; Arthropoda; Insecta; Coleoptera; Chrysomelidae.
UUUCAAUGUUUGAUUGCAAAGGCUGCAUCAAAUAAUGUCGUUCCUCAAUCUUCCAUAUCCAUUACUAAGUGUGAUAUUAAUUAGUUAUUUGAAAUAUUCGGCAUCUGUUGAAUCUUUGACGAGUGCAAGCAGCAAUCUUUCAUCUGGAGUUCAUCCAAAAAUAUUCGGAAAUGAAACUGGAUACAAGUUGAAAAAUCAAGCGUCUGUUGUUUCAACCAUAAGUCCAUAUCAUGAUGAAACAAAAACAGAAGACAACGACGAUAAAAUGUUUGAUGAAUCAAGUCAAUACAGAAAAAAAGAUGAAGGAAAAAAAGGUCAUAAGAGAGCUAAAUUCGGAGAAAAAGCCGGACACAAAAAAGGACAUGCUACUAAAGGUUUUCAUAAUAUGUUUCAUAAAGAUGAGUAUCAUAAAGAACAUAAGAUCUAUCUUGAUCCCAUCAAUGGAGGUGGAGCAUAUUCAAAUAUCCAAGUCAAUUAGGUAAUCAUGCAGAUUUGAAGAUGAACAAGCCUAAGAGAAUGAAUUAAUUCAUACAUUUAUUGAGAACCUGACUUCAUAAAUCCAUAGUAUUAGGCACAGUGAAAUGAUAUAUUUAAUUCUCCUUUAUCAUGUCGUUACCCGUUUCGAAUGAAAAUCCUUCCUAUCCAAUUUACAUGAUAUUACAUUUCAAAGUUACAAUUCAAAGACAUUUGUUCAGAAUAAUUGUUUGAACUGCAUGUGAAAUGAAUAUUUUGCUAUGUAUUACUUUCUUCUUUAAUGAACAAGUAAUAUAUUUUU